GCCGUUUCCAGAAGAUCUUCGAGGAAGGCCCUCCGACGAUUGCCAAGCCGGAGGUCUUCCAUGAGAUGGAACGCGCAGCCAUGAGGCUGACGGCCUUGGUAGGCUACCGCGGCGCAGGCACGGUGGAGUACCUCUACAGCCCCGAGACCCACACCUUCUGCUUCCUGGAGCUAAACCCGCGCCUGCAGGUGGAGCAUCCAGUGACAGAGUCGAUCACCGGCGUCAACAUGCCAGCAACGCAGCUGCAGAUUGCCAUGGGCAUCGCCCUCUACAACAUCCCGGAUAUCCGGCGCUUCUACGGUUAUGACCCUGCUGUUUGCUCGAAGAUUGAUUUCUUCGCUGUGGACUAUCCGCCCAUCACCUCUCAUUGCUGUGCCUCCCGUAUCACUGCCGAGAACCCCGACGAGGGCUUCAAACCCACGAGCGGCAAGAUCAACAGCGUUCGCUUCCAAUCCUCGGGCGACUGCUGGGGCUAUUUCUCCGUUGGCCUCAGGGGCGGCAUCCACGAGUUCGCAGAUUCGCAGUUUGGGCACAUCUUCGCAAAGGGCCCGAAUCGCGAGGCCGCGCGCAAGAGCUUGCGCUUUGCUCUCAUGAACAUCGACAUCCGGGGCGAUAUCCGCCAUCCCGUUGACUAUUUGGUUGACCUCAUCGAGACACAGGCGUACAAAGACAACACCAUUGACACAAUGUGGUUGGAUGGUCUUAUUGCCAGCCGGGCGAUCACGCCAAGCGCCAGUGUCAUGGAUGUGGUGUUUUAUGCCGCUGCCUUCCGUGCCUACGGCAUGGUGAAGUCGAGAACCCAGGAUGCAAUCGACUCCAUGCAGAAGGGGCAGCUGGUCUUGUUGGGCAAGAGCGACACGGAUGCUCUGGUAGACUUCCCCGUGGACAUUACCUUCGACGGCAAGAAAUUCUCCUUUCAGGUGUCGCGAACCCGUUCCGACCUCUACGCGUUCACCAUCAACAACAAGACACUCAAGGCUAAGGUGAGGGAGCAGCCAGAUGGUUCUCUCUAUGUGAGCAUUGGCAACAUCAGCCAGCAAGUGAAGGGUCAGGAGGAGGCCCUGGGACUGAGACUCAUCAUCGGAGCUCAGACCAUUAUGGUCCCUACGGUUUACGACCCGUCCGAGCUCCGCUCAGACGUGAACGGCAAAGUGGUGCGCUACUUGCACGAUGAGGGCUCCGAGGUUGCUAAGGGAGAGAGCUACAUUGAGCUGGAAGCCAUGAAGAUGAUCAUGUCUCUGAAG
Molecule: messenger RNA, 1244 nt
Organism: Symbiodinium pilosum
Lineage: Eukaryota; Dinophyceae; Suessiales; Symbiodiniaceae
Source: the annotation of a GenBank genome assembly